GAAAGUGUUCCGAAAACCCGGCGAAGCUAUCUAUUUUCGUUUAUGUAUUUUCAUGCCUGAAGAAUCAGCGAUGAAUAUAUAAGGGGAAAUAUUCAGUUUCUUCGGGGUAUCUUUUUGAUUUAAUAAAAUUGUGUAUAAGCUCCACUGUAACACUUCCACCAACGAGUCUCAAAUAUCCGUGGACCAUGUGCAUGCAAGUUCAACGGCUUGGAUGUCGAGUUCCAGUUUCUAGUUCCCGCUGUAAGACCGAUGCAACCAGAUCUUGUCGAAAGCCCGGAGCUCGCUGCAAAACCUUCUGCACUCCCCCACCUCGCUGUAGUUCCAGAUCCUGCUGCACAUCCGGAUCCUGUUGCAAGUCCGGAUCCUGCCGCGGACCAUGUGGGUCGUGCUCGAGUGGCUGUGCCGGAUGCUUAUCCUCCUGCUGUGGGAUAUUCCCCGAAACCUGCUCUGGUCCGUGGUGUGAGUCCUGUCUGGAUCCUUGCUGGUUCUCAUGGCUGGCUCCCGAUCUCGGGAGGUCCUGCUGUUGUGCUUGCAUGACCUGUUGUCGAUCCAAGUGCUGAUAAGAUAUGGAUAAGUGAAACGAUGUUGUGAACAAAUUAAUUUUA
Molecule: messenger RNA, 605 nt
Organism: Drosophila sechellia
Lineage: Eukaryota; Metazoa; Arthropoda; Insecta; Diptera; Drosophilidae
Product: keratin-associated protein 5-5
Exons: 2
Coding region: 186-560 (124 amino acids)
Source: RefSeq, a predicted model, not a curated record